Messenger RNA from Ilex paraguariensis (yerba mate), 788 nucleotides. The record is from the annotation of a GenBank genome assembly. Lineage: Eukaryota; Viridiplantae; Streptophyta; Magnoliopsida; Aquifoliales; Aquifoliaceae.
UUGCCGAAUCUACUUAAAUCAAUAGAGAUGGCAAGACAUUGAGGACACACUAGGUAGGCACUUUGAAAUGGCCAGCAGCUUCCUUUUUCUUAUUCACUUCUUGCUCUUAGUGUUCCUUCCUCCAACCCUUGAAGCAGCUCAAGAGGGUGAGCGCAGGGUAUUCAAUUUCAGGUGCAGUCACAAUGGGCCAUCAAUCCGAUUCCCAUUCUGGGUUAAAGCUUUCCACCCAGAUCGCUACCGCUAUCCUGGGUUCGAGCUAUCCUGUGAUAAGAACAAACAAACAGUCCUUGAUCUUCCCUUUUCUGUGAAGCUAUUUGUCAAGAAAAUUGACUAUAAAUUUCAAGUUAUUCGAUUGUAUGACCCAGAUGGCUGCGUUCCCGCAAAGCUUCCAAAACUCGACUUGUCUGCCUCCCCUUUCCAGUUCGAUGAAAUAUACUUAGGUAAUUACUCGUUAUUCAAUUGUUCUGCACCAGACAGAGAUCUAUUGGACCCGGUUCAUUGCCUUGGUGGCCCUGCCUACCAAGUGUAUUACAUACUUUCUAUCUUGAACCUCGACCGUUAUCCUUUGACAUCUUGCACUAACAUUCAUAACUUAGAAUCGGUGCCCUAUAAAAUAUUUGAUCAAAGAGGUAAGCUUCAGUUGAGUUGGUCGAAACCAAAUUGCUGUUUCUGUGAAGCUGAAGGCAAGAUUUGUAGAUUGAAGGAUAAUACCACAGAAAAUGAAACUGAAUGUGUUGCCAAAUCCAAAACACGCAAAGGUCAUGCAUUUAACAAACGAUUGUGGGCAG